AUGGCGGCCAACGAGAAGAGGCGCUCGUCCCCCGCGGCGGCGGCGGCGGCACCAGCAGCAGCCGGGACAGAUCAGGGCCGGUCGGCCUUGUCAGCGAACGGCGUCGCCGAAGGCGAGGCGGAAUUCCUCCUGCAGUCCGGCGUGACCGACAUGGUGCGAGAGGCUCUGCUAAAAGUGCUCGAAGCCCGGCCGGAGAAACCCGUCGAUUUCCUGGCCGGCUACUUCGAGAAGCUGAUGCAGAGCAGCCCGGAGGCGGCGACGGAGGCCUUGUCGGACGGCGGGGACCCCCAGCGGCAGCUGAGUCUCGACCGGGCCUUGUGGUAUCUGGGCCUGGCCCACCAUUCUCACAGGACAGCCUUUAACAACAACGUCCACUCCGCCUACGGUGCCCUCGGUGCCGGGGCCAAGGACAAGAAAGCCGGCGUGGACGGGAAGACCUACAGCGAGCUGCUGCGACUACUGUGCCAAGACCAGGGGGCCUCGGACGAGACCUUGCAGCCCCUCCUGCAGAAGGUCUCGUGCCGGGACCACGAAGCGGUGCCCUUCGACAUCUUCCGCUACGGGGUCCUCACCUGCCUGAUCCUUCUGGAGUUCCUGGCCAAGGCCGAUGGCCUUUACGACGCCCUCGACAAUGGCUCGGGCGCCGCCGACAAAAGGGUCUGCACGGCCGUGCUGGGCACGCUGGAGGAUGCUCUCCACCUCGCCGACGUCUCUCCUCCCAUCCGUUGCUUGGAGGCUGGAUCCAAGCUCAGGCCGGACUGCUUGGCUAUGGCUAUGGACCGGGCGCUGUUGGAGAGGAAGGCCAGCGCGGCCAUGAAGAAGGACGAGUUUCUCAAGAGGGCUUCGUCCAUCUUUGUGACAAAAGUGAAGUCGAUUCACUAA
Molecule: messenger RNA, 882 nt
Organism: Protobothrops mucrosquamatus (brown spotted pit viper)
Lineage: Eukaryota; Metazoa; Chordata; Lepidosauria; Squamata; Viperidae
Product: tubulin polyglutamylase complex subunit 1-like
Exons: 2
Coding region: 1-882 (293 amino acids)
Biological process (GO): protein polyglutamylation
Molecular function (GO): microtubule binding
Source: RefSeq, a predicted model, not a curated record